UUGCUAUUGCUUUCUCCAGCUUUUCCAUUAACACUCCUUUUAUGCCUGUAUAUGCAUUUCACUAUUUAGGAGAUAACUCAAGAGAAAGAGAGUUAGGGGUUCUGAGCCUCACAGGUCGGGGGCGAGGCAUUCGGAGUCUCGGACAGUGCCCCAGCGGGCGGUGGCUCUCUGAGUCGUGGUCGUCGGUGUUGCUAUCGCCACGCUGCGAGUGAUGACCGUGAGAGUGUGAGACCGUCUAUUGACGAGUAGCUACGCACGCUGCAAUAGAUCUUGGAGUCCAGCCUGCGCUUCCGUCUAGUCCGGGCCGUCCGGCAGUUUCUCUGCCUCUGCGGCUCUGCCAAUAGGAUAUAGUGAAAGACUGGAAGAUGAAGAAGCAGACAAGCAUUGAUUCUCAUUUUAAGAGAAAAACUAUUGAUUUGAGUUGUAGUCCGAGUAAUUCAAUCAAUGCAGAAACUCCAAAUGUGGAAGUUACAAAUACUUCCAAAUAUCUGGGUCGUUCUAGUCUUUCAUUUGAUAUCAAGAAUCUGGAACGUGAUCCCGCAAAACGCCCUCAGAUAUGGGAAUAUCCUGUUAAUCAAAGAGAUGAAGUUAUUCGAGCAUAUUUGGAGAUGGGGCCAUAUCAAAUACAUUUAUCGAAGUAUCCCCUAUCCGUUGAAGGAGCGCCGGGCACAAUUCUAAGGUGUCAAGAGUGGAACUGAUGGAUGAAGUUCAAGUGCGAGCAAUUACUGUCGCAAAUGGGAAAAAAUUGUGAGAAAGUACAACUCCAAUGUUUGAAUUUAUAUGCACAGACUUCUCGGAAGAAUCAUCAGACUGAUCAUCAUCAGGCCGAGUUGUCACUGGUUUCUGUGGCUGGGUGGCUCUCUUACCGUUACCCUUACUUGGCUUAGUCCCCUAGGAAGGUCUAGCUGGGCUUUGCUGAACCAUAAAGACUGUUCUCUUAAGCGACUCUUUGUAGACGAUGACUGCCUUAUCCCUCGGGUCUGCUAGAUCGAGUAGUGAGUCCGGGAUAGGCAGUGCUGCAGCUUUGUUGUUGUCUCUCUGGAAAUAUUUCACCUUGGGGGCGGUGAAGUGGUUGUCCUCCUUACGCUUCAGCAUUGUCAAGCUAAGCUCCCUGGUUUGAUUAUCAAGCUUCCAAACUCAUUGCUUUUUAUUGUCAAGCCUCUUUAUUUCUAGUUUUGUGCUUUUUUAUUGCUAGCGGAACACUUCUCUACACAAGUGUUUACUUCAACGUGUUUCUUCUGCUCAAGAGUGCAUAAUUUUUAGCCAGAUACCCUAAUGUUAAACAAUUAGCUCUAAAGGGCAAGAUUUCAACCCUUUUCAUAAUGAUGUACUGUUCUUUGCUUAUAGUCUGCUAAAUGGCGUCGGAUCAGGCUCCAGGUAAGUCUUCCCUUUGGUUUCUUUAUAUCAAAUAAUUUUAGAAAGGAGGGUUAUGUGCUUAAAUGUUUUGAUAUUUUGUUAUCUAUCCCUAAACUAUUUCCCUAAACUAUUCUGCUGUUUGUGCUUGGACUAUAGAAUACUGCUGGAUACUAUAGAAUACUGCUGGAUCUGUCACACAGAUUAUGAAUCUGGAGAUGAGUUGACCAUGUAUUGGCCAUGCUUUCACUAUUUACAUGCCAAUUGCUAUCGGCAGCUUCUCUCUUCUAUUCAUAAUAAGUGUGCAUGUGGUGGACGGGUGGGAACCGUGGGACCUUGGACUGUUUCUUUCCUUAUUCCUGAUACAUAUGCUGAUAUCGAACAUGUUUUAUAGAGUUGUCGUCAACGAUACACAGAUGAACUCCGGCUAAUGGAGGUGCAGACAUGUGGAAACUGUCUCAACAGUUUCAUACCGGGAGAAACUAUCCGUAUGUAUCUGCCAUGUGGGCAUCUUAUACACGACUCAUGUUAGUAUCGCAGGGUAAGUCUGGGUCAAAAUUGGGUUCUCAAGUAUACAUGCUACCGUUGCCAUGUGGGCUUACUAUUAAUAGUGGGUGUCAACACCCUUGCCACAAUAGCAUGUAUACUUGAGAACCCAAUUUUGACCCAGACUUACCCUGCGAUAGUAACAUGAGUCGUGUACAAAAUGCCAACAUGGCACAUACAUACGGAUAGUUUCUCCCGAUAUGAAACUGUUGAGACAGUUUCCACAUGUCUGCACCUCCAUUAGUCAGAAUUCAUCUGCGUAUCGUUGACGACAACUCUCUAAAACAUGUUCGAUAUCAGCAUUUGUAUCAGGAAUAAGGAAAGAAAUAGUCAAGGUCCCACAGUUCCCACCCGUCCACCACAUGCACACUUAUUAUGAAUAGAAGAGAGAAGCUGUCGAUAGCAAUUGGCAUGUAAAUAGUGAAAGCAUGACCAAUACAUGAUCAACUCAUCCAGAUUCAUAAUUUGUGUGACAGAUCCAGCAUUAUCCUAUAGUUCAAGCAAAAAUAGCAUAAUAGUUUAGGGAUAGAUAACAAAAUAUCAAAACAUUUAAGCACAUAACCAUCCUUUCUAAAAUCAUUUGAUAUAAAGAGACCAAAGGGAAGACUUACCUGGAGCCUGAUCCGAUGCCAUUUAGCGACUACAAGCAAAGAACAAUACAUCAUUAUGAAAAGGUUUGAAAUCUUGCCCUUUAGAGCUAAUUGUUUAACAUUAGGGUAUCAGGCUAAAAAUUAUGCACACUCUUGAGCAGAAGAAACACAUUGAGGUAGACACUUGUGUAGAGAAGUGUUCCGCUAGCAAUAAAAAAACACAGAACCAGAAAUAAAGAAGCUUGACAAUAAAACGCACAGUUUAUGCAAUGAGUUUGGAAGCUUGAUAAUCGAACCAGGGAGCUUAGCUUCAUUCAACUAAGGAGAAAUUCACAUUUGUCUGUUUACUUUGCAUAGAUGCACAAAAGUUAUACAAUCAACAUUCUUCUCUCUAGAUUUUCUAUGUUGUUGCAGUAUAAAAUCAAUUUUAUCAAUAAAUUCGUGAGUCCAGUGAA
Cuscuta epithymum is the source of this 2944-nucleotide messenger RNA. The record is from the annotation of a GenBank genome assembly. Lineage: Eukaryota; Viridiplantae; Streptophyta; Magnoliopsida; Solanales; Convolvulaceae.